UAUUUUACCGGACAAAUAAUUUAGAAGUGAAGUGUGGUAGCUAUCGAAACGGAAGUAGGGAUAAAAGCUAUAUAUAAGAGGAGAAGAACUAUCCGGAUCAUUUAUAUAGUCGUAUAAGAUAGAUCGGUUGUGUCUUUUUUUUUUUUGCAUCUCACCUAAAAUGAAGGGUUUCAUUCUACUCACUUUACUAUUCGUUACGGUUCUGGGAGAGAAGAAAAUCAACUUGGAAGACAUUGAAAGAGACAAUUUACAUGCGGAAACUAAAUCAGACGAUGGGCCUGAUGAUAACAAAUACAAUAUCAAAGAAGGGGAUCACUAUCAGGAAUCAACAAAUUUAUACGAAGCUCAGAAUAGUCAAGGGAGCACUUAUGCAGAUCUCCAGUCCGUAACCGGCUCUAAAUAUAUACCAGAAGAAUAUCAUCAGACAAGGAAUUAUUUGCAAAGCGAAGCCGAUUAUCAACAACAAACAAUUUUGUCAGCACCUCAACAAACUCAUCAACCAAUACAAUUUUACGCAGAAAUAGUCCCAGAGAAUAAUCCUCAAGCGACCCACGAAACACAACAAAACGUCUAUCAGCCAGAAUUAAUUGUUAGGAAUAAAAUUCAAACGCUACAGCAAAAAAAUUCACCUGAAAAAAUAAUUCAACAUGACAAUAAAGAAACUUUAUACAUGGAUGUUUCAACAAACCAACAAUUACCAUAUUAUUCGAAUUUGGAAUUAAGCAAAAUGAAUUCAAAAAUUCAAUCGCAACCACUGUAUCAUCGACUGACUGUUGAUAUGCAUCAACACCCAUCUCCUCAAGUCUAUUCGAAUGAUUUACAUCAAAAUCAAUUUGUUUCAUCUGGAAAAUUUGCUUACAACAUUCAACCUCAAUAUGUAACUUAUACACCAAAACAUACUCACACUCAAGCACUUGUCUCAAAGGGGCCAAAGACUAAAAUUUACACUGUUCACAAUUCGAAAAUGGCUUCGGGAGCGCAAACUCAUUCAUCUCCAAUUUACGCUCAAUCAGAGAAGAUGCAUCAUCAGCCAAAAAAAGUGAUUUAUCUUACUCAACAGCAAAUGCAGUAUUUGCCCCAAAUUAUUUACACUGAACCAAAGGCCGUUUACAGUCAAACAGCUCCAGUUUAUGCCGAUCUCUUCUCACGAUUACCUACUUUUGUACAGGAUAAUAGUUUAAAUAAUCAUGGAAUUCAAUACACUCAAAAUGAACAAUAUUAUAUUCCAACGGCAAUUGAUGAACAAUUCGUGAAAAUAUUCCGUGGAUCUCAUAAAGAAAGAGUUAAGAUUCCGGAUGAACCGUCUGAGCAUUUUGUUCCACCACAAGUACCGCCACAAAAAUUUAAAUCGAGUCUCACACAAAUUGUACCAGUUUCCACGGAAAGUGAAUCUUUGCCAACAAAGAGUUUUACAUUGUCAUCUGAACCGAAAUCUUUACUUGACUCAUACAUUCCUAGUUAUUUAAUAGCUGCUCAAGACUCGGCAAAGUACAAAGAAAGACCAAUAAAACUAGAGGGAGGUUUUCUUCCGUCCAAAAUUAAUUUCAUUCAGUCACACAAGAAGCGCAAGUCGGAGUGAAAGAAUGAAAUAUAAUAUUGUAUAGAAAGGAAUAGCUGAACGGCGUGGUGCCAAGGUCAGUAGUGGAAGUAAAUGAGAUUCCAGGCAUAAGAAGAAGUUGGUCUUGCAAGACCAUGUAAUUUUCCACAGGAAGUCGGAAGUAACCUAUAUUCCAUCUAGUCUUUCAUUAACGAUCACGAAAAACGUGUAAUAUAUUCUCAUCACUUAAAAAGGUUUUAUAUAUUUUGUUUGUUCUCUUUUUAAUAAAGUUUUGAAUAUAA
Messenger RNA from Leptopilina boulardi, 1839 nucleotides. RefSeq lists its product as uncharacterized. The coding region runs from base 161 to 1579 and encodes 472 amino acids. Lineage: Eukaryota; Metazoa; Arthropoda; Insecta; Hymenoptera; Figitidae. The record is from RefSeq and is a predicted model, not a curated record. The transcript is spliced from 7 exons.